AUGGAUCCUGAACAGAUACGAGGACGCUGCCGGUGGGCGGAAGCCGAAGGUGACCCUGCCACGAUGUACACAACACUCAUUCAUGGCGUAGGACGAGGCCAGGAUGAUGUACAGUGUGAAGUCGCUUCGACAAAGGAACAAAUAGACAUCCAGGUGAUCUUGACCGACGCUGAUCUUGCAAUGACGGCUGCAAUAGCCUCUUGCUGGCCAGGGACGCUGCAUUUGCACUGCUUGUGGCACGUCUUCAAGAACGUCUUCAAGAACUGCUCGUCAUCAUUUGCUACCAAUGACGACAAGACCGACAUGAUGCGUUGCUUCAGAAACGAAGCUUUUGCAGCUACCCCGGAGGUGUUUGGGACCCAAGUGGCCCGGUUGGAGCAACUUGUGGCCGGCAAGAAGUGCGAAGGAUACAUAGCGGACUUGAUCAAGAACAAGACCAAGUGGGCGUUCUGCUGCCGAUCCACUGUCCUCACGCUUGGCAUGGUUGCUACUCAGCGUUCACCGAAGGUAGACGAAGCGCAGGCGUAUGACGCCGAGUUGGUGAGUUCAGGUCGUGUGGAGGAGAACGGGGACCCACUGCCUCUCCACGAGCACGACCUCGCCAAGAUUCGCUCAUUGCGCCUCAAGCUCAACAUUCUUCAGGUCGCACCACCUAAUACCGAUCUCGAGGGAGACCAGAUAGCCGGCGAAGCUGCGGUGGACAACACUAUGUGGGCGCGUACGUCGCUGUCAGCCUUCUUGGAUUUGAUCGAGGAUAUACCUAUCGAACUGUUCGUGGCCGUUCGAUACAAGAGGGCGGCGAACAGACCUAGCCACCUCGUGGUGUUCGGACUUCACAACUUCCACUUAUGUUCCUGUUUACAGCUAUUGCGGCGCGGACUGCCUUGUAGGCACUACUUUGCGGUGCUUGUCAACCUCAUCGGGAGAACUGGCGAAAGUGACGAGAUGGCCUUCACCCAUACCUUCAACGGCGCAUGUGUCCACAACCGUUGGCGCCGAAGAGAAGUUGUCAACGAUUCGCCGUGGAGCAUCUCAUCGGUGCUGUCGUCGUCAGGCCACAGCGUAGGGUGGGACGGCAAUGACGAAGGCAGAGACGAGAAAUACUGGGGACCGACAUGCGAUGAAGCGGUGGAUGGCAUACAUCCUGCUGGACCGGGGCGGGCCGCGCAGGAUAGAAGCGCUUCCGACAAGCGUCGAGUCUACGCCCAUCUGAUGGCGACGAGCAAGGAGCUUGUAGGAGAUAUAAUGAGGUCCGUGCCCCUGCAUCAAGCGCUGUCCGUCCAGGACAAGGUUGGGGAGUAUCUCCGGUAUCUUCUCAACUCGUCCGCGGGAAGCACAGGCGUCCAAAAUCCUGGAGAGGCGCCCAAGAAGGGUUGGCCGAAGAAGGACGGUCGAAGGCAGCCUCUUCAGCAUCGAUCGGGGGCCAAAGAGGAACCCGGCAAGCCGGAGGGGCAGCAAGGAAAGUCCCGUCAGACCUAG
Messenger RNA from Ectocarpus sp. CCAP 1310/34, 1479 nucleotides. Lineage: Eukaryota; Phaeophyceae; Ectocarpales; Ectocarpaceae. The record is from the annotation of a GenBank genome assembly.